Molecule: messenger RNA, 1128 nt
Organism: Candidozyma pseudohaemuli
Lineage: Eukaryota; Fungi; Ascomycota; Pichiomycetes; Serinales; Metschnikowiaceae
Exons: 1
Coding region: 1-1128 (375 amino acids)
Source: RefSeq, a predicted model, not a curated record
AUGGUCUCUUAUUCCCUCUUUAUCGGGCUUGGUGCCUUUUCUGCCCAAGCUCUUGCCGCUUCAAACUCUGCUGGUUUUGUUAACACCAGAACUAUUACUGAAACCGCUGUGGUAACUGUCACUCACACUUUUACAGAACCUUGUGAAUGUGCAACUGAAGGGGAUGGGGUUUUCUCGUCGGAUCAUUCUGGAUCAGUCUCUUUGACCGAGGUGAGUCAAGGAUCAACGGCUGAGAGCACCUCCCAGUUUACCCUGACUAUUGAGAGUGAAGUUUCUAGCGUCAGUUCUGAAACUACUGAGUCCACGCAAGCUUCUGAGUCUUUGAGUAGUGUUGAGACUGACACUUCUGGGUACUCACUGACUUCCCAUCAAGAGUCAAUUGACUUCAAUACAAGUGCAAGGGACACCACCUCUGAAUACUUGCUGACUUCGGAAACUGAGGUUUCUACCACUCAGCCUGGUACCUCCAGCUACACCCAAACUCUGGAUCACCAGGAGACGACUGAUACUCAAUCAACAAGCUUUGAGACAAACACCACCCCAUCUGACACAGAGGCUUCUGGCAGUCAGUCUGAAACAAAAACUACUGAGAGUCAGUCUGAAACAACGACAACUGCAAGCCAAAUUGUUGAAACGGCUUCUGAAGAGCAGACUACGGAGACUCUUACUUCUGAAUCACCAGAAUCUUCUGGUCCAUCAAAAUCGGUAACAGAGGUCUCAGUUUCUUCAAACAGCGAUUCGGAGUCCGGUCUGACUUCUGAAACUCCUACUUCCAAAACAAGUGCCAGUGUUUCAAGCCAUGUUUCUGAAAGCCCCUCUAGAGCCUCACUGAGCGGAACUCAAUCAACAGCUUCUCCCGAUUCAACAAGCGACUCGCCCACUUCUGAAUCCCGUAACAGAAGUGAAACAUCGACUGUCGAAUCCACAACCCUGCAAGAAAUUGUGACUGGCGUUGUAGCAUGGGUGUCUGAGCCAACCACUCAACAUGUUUCAGAUUCAGGACAUGUUCCUACUUCGGAUUCAGGAAAUGUUCCUACUCCAGGUAUCUCGGUAGCUCAAGGUUCCGCUGCUUCCCACUCAAUUUGCCUAUUUGCAAUUGCGUUGCCUUUGAUUCUGUUCCUUCUUUAA